CCUCUUAUACGGAGUAUAUAUAUUCUUCUUCAUAAUUAAUUACUCCACUUAAGCUUCAUUAAACUCCAUUAAUGGCGGCUGGUCAUCAGCUCCUCUACCUGUGUUAGUGAUGAUGAAUUUCAUGAUAAUAACAAUAAUAAUAACGUUAUUUAUUUUGGUGCAAGUUCCAGCUGGAGAUUGUUUUGUUCAGUCCCGAGCCACUUACUAUCCUAACUCUGAUGACAGAGGCACAGAAAUUGGGAGUUGUGGGUAUGGAGCGUUUGGAGCCACAAUCAACGGCGGGGAUGUAACGGCGGCGUCAAAUCUCUACCGCGACGGCGUCGGAUGCGGCGCAUGCUACCAGGUGAGGUGCACCGACGCCGCGUACUGUUCCGACAAAGGAGUGACGGCCGUUAUAACGGACAGCGGAGCGAGCGACCGGACGGACUUCAUUUUAAGCCGCGGAGCCUUUGGCCGAAUGGCUAACACAAAAUGGUCCGCUCAAUGUCUAUUGUCACAAGGUGUUGUUGAUAUUCAAUAUCAAAGGGUUCCUUGCAGCUAUCCAAACAAAAACAUGACAUUCAAGAUACAUGAGAAAAGCAUCAAUCCUCAUUACUUGGCUUUUGCAAUAUGGUACCAACAAGGACUAAAGGAUAUUACUGCACUCCUAAUAUGUGAGAUUCAAAACUUCAAGUGCAAGUUGAUGGAUAGGGCAUAUGGGGCGGUGUGGGCAACCACAUCACCCCCAUGCGGGCCUUUGCAAAUUAGGAUGCUUUUGAGUGGCAAUGAUGAAGAUGCAGAGGAGACAUGGGUAGUCGCUCUCAACAACAUUCCAGAAAACUGGAAAGCAGGUGAAGAAUAUGAUUCAGGAAUACAGAUUAAUUAAUGCAUGAAUAACAUACACCUGGUAAUCUAUGUAUGUACACUUGUAUGUAUAUAUGUCUCUCUGAAUAAGGUUAUAGCUAGUUCAAUUCACUAUAAGAUUAUCUAUUUGUGUAAUGGGAUUUAUGAAUUGUUAGUGUUUACAUGGAUUGACGGCAUGUUUACAUUGUUGUGUUAUUGAUUGUUUUCUUUGUAAUAGUGUAAUACAGAGUAAUUGAUAAUGGAAGAUAUGAUUGUUGUAAAGUACUCUCCGGGAAUCAAUGUCAUGAGAUGAG
Molecule: messenger RNA, 1136 nt
Organism: Cuscuta campestris
Lineage: Eukaryota; Viridiplantae; Streptophyta; Magnoliopsida; Solanales; Convolvulaceae
Source: the annotation of a GenBank genome assembly